Molecule: messenger RNA, 941 nt
Organism: Microbotryum saponariae
Lineage: Eukaryota; Fungi; Basidiomycota; Microbotryomycetes; Microbotryales; Microbotryaceae
Source: the annotation of a GenBank genome assembly
AUGUUUUCCUGGGUCUCAAAUCUCCAUCCCCUUUUGUCCUCGACGCCGUCACGUUCGAGGUCCAUCCGCGCGCAGAGCUGCCUCGGAGGCCGCCCAGCCACCCGCCCACUGCUGCGCUCGCUGGGCUUCCCCCAGCGUUACUCGCGUACCUGUCCAGCUACCUGUGCGACCGCAACGGCAGUUUUCCUGAUUCCGAGAGGUCAUUGCUGAACCGCAAAGAUCGAGAUCCGGUCGAAUUGCCGUUUCUUGAUGCACCACAGUUCGUUGCUCGUGGUGGGUUCGGAGCCGUUUGGGUUGCUCGACUCCUACGCACGACGAGCUCGACCAAGGCCGCCGGUGAAGAGGACUCGGGAUGGUGGUCUGUGCCACGUCCACCAGCAGAUGCGGCGGGGCACCUACUAGGCCAAGGGCAACGAAUUUCGAUGCCAACGGACCGAUCCUCAAGGUGUUCGACGACCAGAUCGAAUCGGGUAUUCGAGAAUCGCUCUUUUAUGAGCAUGUCUUUCCGCUGUUGCCAGCCGAGCUUCGAGCUUUUCUACCCCGUUACUAUGGGACGUAUCGACCCGACAGACAACGAAGGAUUGUUUUGGCGCUGGGUUACGGAGGCCGUCGACUCGAGGCUGCCGAUAGAACUCCGGAGCUGCAAGAGAAAGCCAAGUGAGAUCUUGACGACCGUAGUCAGACCGUGCCAGGGUUUCUGGAGUAGAUGUUAGGACGAACGCUGACGAGUCCUUACGAUUGUGACCAUUCGUGUCGUCUCUUUCUCCCAGUGCGCGUAUCGACGCUUUUAUCGACACGGCAUCAACCAUGGGGACUGUGAGGCACGCAACAUCCUGCUACGCGACGACGGCUCGCUGUGCCUGAUCGAUUGGGGUUCUGCCACGCUCAAUUUCAGCCGACAGCUUCGAUGGCUCCAAACGCUGAGGUUCCGCGACAGAUAG